AUGCCCGAACUUCGAAAUCGUUUGCACCUCCCAAAACUGGCUCAAAGGUGCUUGGAAACACUUGGCAUCCUGUUUGAAGUUCUUGUGGUCCGUGCUCCCAGCCUUGGUCCCAGCCUUGAUGCCAAAAACACAGGCAAUUACAUAGGCGCAGCCGGCGCGGCCGUGCCAAAGGUGGCACGUCCGGCACUGCCCAAGGCCAAGGCGAUGGAACUGGUGGAGCUGGGCACUUCGACGGAGCUGGACCUCAUCAGCCCCUUUUCGACCUUGAAAAGCUGGACCGAAAACAGCGGCUCCGCGGCGGACGUGUGGAGCGUGGCGUUAGACGGUCCGCUCGGGAAGACCCAUGGGGUGCGUCUGGGCGUCGUGGGCGUUGCGUUUGCCUGGGAGGGCCCCAACCCCAAACAGGCACGCCGGGUGGUGCGGCACAUGGGUGGUGCGGGGCAGGGAGCAUGCGGCUUUGAGUGGGAAGCACUGAUGCUCACCAUGACACGCUGGGGCGGGCUGGUUCGCGCUUGGGAGGCCGUGAACGGCUAUCGCUACUUCUUCAAAGAUGCCACGAAGUACACCCUGGGCAAUGCGACGAAUGCCACCGAGUUGGUGGUUUGGCAGCCCUUUCCCGAGAACGACCGGGACAGUGCGGUUGGCGCGAACAUCCGCGCGGCAUUGUUUAAUUUAUACCACGAGCAGCUGGACAAGUUCAAGGGGCACAUCGACGCCUACGUGUGGUCUUCCGGCUUCGAUGAGAGCAUGACCGUGGGCGACUGCCGAAAGCAGUGGUGGCCGAUACCUUACUCCAAAUGGUCUCCGCAGUGCAAACCAGGUCGAGCGCAGAUGCUGAUGGGAAAUUUGAGUGAAUGCAAACAGGCGAUGUUGGAGUAUGAGAUGGAUACCUUGAUCUUCGAGCGGGGCAUCUGCGAGCUCUUGACGUGCCCCACGAAGGAGGCCACGGUGUCGCUGCUGCCGGGCACCGCGUGGGCGGUGAAGGCAUCCAAAAGGCAGGUCUUCUCAACGUGGUGUACGGAGGUCUUGUACGCGAAUAUGCCUCAGAACCACACCUUCCUGGGCGGCUCUGGAUUGAUCAUACCGAAGAAGGCAGGAGACCGACAUAACUGCCACAGGCUCGACGUGACCGAGGACAAGAUCUGCCUGCGCGAGAAGGAGGGCUGGAAAAUCAUCUUAGAGCUCAGCGACACCGACAAGCCCUUCAUGAAGCAAGCCAAUCUGCUGAAGCAACAGAGUGUGCCCCCGCCGCGGCUCAGCCUGGCGGAAGCGAUCCAGGCGCGAAGCAAAUUGUGGUACCCUGUGGUGACCGCCAUGAAGAAUGGCAUCCCUUCGCAGUAUCCCAACACGCCCAUCCCAGAGAGUGCGGACAUCGAGGAGAUGAAGCCGGUGCGCUUGGCCAUGCUGGAGACGAUCUACGGAAAUGUGUCGGAGGAGACCUCGCUGGGCCACGCCUGCGAAAUCUUGGAUGAUCUGGUGAGGCCUUGCAACGCCCCCAGGUGGGAGACCGACGUGCGCUGCCUGAACCCCUUCGAUGGCCUCGCCGGCUGCGAGGCUGGGAGCCAUUUGGACUCGGAUCAGUUGGGCAUCAUCCGGUGUCGGCCCUGUGAGAGCGGCACCUACCGGCCAGACCGCUCUGUCGACCAGACCUGUGAGCCGUGCCCUGUGGGGCGCUACGCGGCGAAGCGCGGCAGUGGCAACUGCAGCGUGUGUCCAUUGGGCUUGGUGGCACAAAGCCCAGGUCAGGUUGCCUGCUUCAAUUGCUCGGCAGGACAGACGCCGGAGUGCAGCGCCCGCUGUCGAGAGUGUCCCAAAGGCACCUACCAGGAGGGCUUCCAAUGUGUGGACUGCCCCUUGGGCUACACAUCGCCCAUGAAAUCGCCCAAUGAGACCUACUGCUUCCCGAAGGCCAGCUUGAUCUGGUUGAACUUCUUACUCGUAUUGGACGUGUGCGCGCUGCUCCUCUUGUUGCCCUCCUUCUUUGGCAAGCCCGUGGCUGUUCAAGACAUCUACUUGGAUGAAGGCAAGCUGGUUUUGAAGACCUGGGGAAGUCAUCAGGUGCAUCGCUGGGCGCCGUUGCCGGUGAAGAUCCGUUUGACCCAUACGCAUCACUACCUCUUGGAGGAGAAGAACGUCUUCCGCGUGAAGUGGCGGGAUCCGGACGAGCUCUACUUAUUGCAGGAUCAAGGGGAGCACAUCAGCAAGGACAUCAAUACCUCCUGGGGGCGUAUGCGGAUCUUCCCCAGAUGUUCCCUCUGGGCCAGUGCCACCUGUGGAAUUCCCUCGCUCAUCGUCCUUGUCUUUCUCCUGGUGAUCCUGGCUUUGUACCUCUACUGGGCCAUCCUCAACGGCAUCGGAGAGGCCAAACACUUGCCUUGGUCGUUGAGCAUCGCCUUGUUGGGCGCGCUGGGCGUGCUGGUGGUCCACUACUGGGUCUGGCGCAACCACGUGCUGAGCACGCCGCUGCGGCGUCGACAGGGGAGCUUCAAGCAACGACUCCUCAAGGCCAACCCCAAUCCGCAGCCCACGGAGCGAGGUCCCGACCGCGCGAUCACCGCGGAGCAGAUCGGCGAGCUCUUCGAGUACUUUCGGGACUUCAUCCGCCGCCGCGACAUGCACUAUGUCACCAACAACCUGGUUUUGCCAUUCACCAAGCCCUACCACCUCUCCUAUGCUGAAGUCGCUGGCCCCUCGCGGGCCUCCUGGUUCGUGUCCCACUGCUGGAGCAACGCCUUCGAGGACUUUUUCCACAGCUUGCAGAACAUGGCGCAGGGCAAGGCGUGCUUUGACUGGCGGAAAGUGACGUUUUGGAUUUGUUCUUUCAGCAACAACCAGUUCAAAGUCCAGGAGGAGCUCGGGGAUGGGGACCCGCUGAAGAGUUCCUUCUACUUGGCGCUGCAGAGUCCCGAGUGCCACGGCACCGCGAUGGUACUGGACAACGACUGCGUGCCGCUGCAGCGCUCUUGGUGCUUGUUCGAGCUCCUCCAGACGCGUUACGUGGCGCCAAAGCUCAAGAGCGGCUACGAGGGGUUGCUGCUCUGCACACCCAACGGGGUGCUCCAGUGGGGCAAUGCCCAUGUGGACACCGUGGUGCGCUUGGCCGAGAAGGUCGGCGAGAUUCGUUUGGAAAAUGCCGAAGCCUCGCGCGUGGAGGACAAGAUCAUGAUCGACGCGUGUGUGAUUGAGACGGUCCCCGGUGGCUUUGCAGAGGUGAACAAGUUCGCCAAAGAGUGCAUUAAGACGGUGCUGGAUGCAGCGAACGGCUCCUUCCAGGUGCGAGUGCAGGAACUGAUGCAGCGCCUGGAUCGGGAGGGGUCGCCCGUCGCCCCGCUCGCCCCACGGCUGCUGGGGCGGAACACCUUCCGCUCGCAGCAGCACUAUUCAGGUGUGAUAAAAACACAGCACUUGCAAGAUCAUCUUCUGCCCCCUUUCCGAACGAAAGUCCAUGGGCCGAACGAAAGAGAGGUCUGGCUGCCAGGUUCUGACCGAUGAGAGCACUUGGAUCUCCCGAACGAUGGGAAUUCGAUGCCAAUUUUCCACAAGUGCACAAUUGCCCCCCUUCCACCGAAGCCCACAAGUGAAGUUGCACUUCAUCC
Durusdinium trenchii is the source of this 3596-nucleotide messenger RNA. NCBI's taxonomy places the organism in Eukaryota, Dinophyceae, Suessiales, Symbiodiniaceae. The record is from the annotation of a GenBank genome assembly.